Molecule: messenger RNA, 1191 nt
Organism: Drosophila gunungcola (fruit fly)
Lineage: Eukaryota; Metazoa; Arthropoda; Insecta; Diptera; Drosophilidae
Gene: Uro
Product: uricase
Exons: 2
Coding region: 11-1105 (364 amino acids)
Biological process (GO): urate catabolic process; purine nucleobase catabolic process
Cellular component (GO): peroxisome
Molecular function (GO): urate oxidase activity
Source: RefSeq, a predicted model, not a curated record
UGGAAGUGAAAUGGGCAUCAGUAGCAAAGUGAGAGUGACUGCAGUCAGAAUGUUUGCCACGCCCCUCAGACAGCCCAGUGCCAUGAGCCAGAGCCAGAAGAAGUCAGAUGGCAUGGAUGGCCAUGACAAGCCCUUUCAGUAUGAGAUCACUGAUCAUGGGUAUGGCAAGGAUGCGGUUAAGGUUCUGCAUGUCAGUCGCAAAGGUCCUGUGCACAGCAUUCAGGAAUUCGAAGUGGGCACUCACCUGAAGCUGUACAGCAAAAAAGAUUAUUACCAGGGCAACAAUUCGGACAUUGUGGCCACGGAUUCGCAAAAGAACACCGUGUAUCUGUUGGCCAAAAAGCAUGGCAUUGAGAGUCCCGAGAAGUUUGCUCUGCUCCUGGCCAGGCACUUCAUCAACAAGUACUCCCAUGUGGAGGAGGCACACGUCCAUGUGGAGGCUUAUCCCUGGCAACGAGUCUGUCAGGAUGAGACCAAAACCAUUCUCAAUGGCAAUUGCGAGAAGGGAGACAAGGGAAGCUGCGACUUCAGUUCGAUCGACAACCGAUCACUGCACAAUCACGCUUUUAUUUUCACGCCCACCGCCCAGCAUUACUGUGAUGUGGUCUUGAGGAGGAAAGAUCCCAAACAAACGGUCAUCACCGGAAUCAAGGGUCUACGAGUACUGAAGACAACCCAAUCCUCAUUUGUUAACUUCGUGAACGAUGAGUUCAGAUCUCUGCCUGAUCAAUAUGAUCGGAUCUUUAGCACUGUGAUCGACUGCUCCUGGGAGUAUUCUGAUACGGAUAGUUUGGACUUCUUGAAAGCCUGGCAGACGGUGAAAAAUAUUAUCAUCCGGAACUUUGCCGGAGAUCCGCAGGUGGGCGUGUCGUCGCCCUCCGUCCAGCACACUUUGUAUCUAAGUGAAAGACAGGUCCUGGAUGUCUUGCCGCAAGUGUCGGUCAUUUCGAUGACCAUGCCCAAUAAGCACUACUUCAACUUUGACACCAAGCCGUUCCAGCAAAUUACUCCUGGCGAUAAUAACGAAGUUUUCAUCCCAGUGGACAAGCCACAUGGCACAAUCUACGCCCAGUUGGCCCGGAAGAAUAUGAACAGUCAUCUCUAGACUGAUCUUUAAAUUAGUUUGUCUAACUUUAUAUAAAUUUAGCCAUUUUCAAUUGUUUUAGACAAAAUUAAAAAAUUGUUAUAUUA